Molecule: messenger RNA, 1578 nt
Organism: Loa loa (African eye worm)
Lineage: Eukaryota; Metazoa; Nematoda; Chromadorea; Rhabditida; Onchocercidae
Product: acetylcholine receptor alpha subunit
Exons: 12
Coding region: 1-1578 (525 amino acids)
Biological process (GO): chemical synaptic transmission; regulation of membrane potential; monoatomic ion transmembrane transport
Cellular component (GO): synapse; postsynaptic membrane; neuron projection
Molecular function (GO): acetylcholine-gated monoatomic cation-selective channel activity; transmembrane signaling receptor activity
Source: RefSeq, a predicted model, not a curated record
AUGGUAAACCCCAACGGACUAGUAUUUUCCUUAGUAUUACUGUUCAUAUCAAUGGGAUGCUGCAAUGAAGACGCCAAACGAUUGCAUGAUGAUUUGAUGGCCAAUUACAACAAACAUCGACGACCCGCUCCAGCAAUUAAUAAACCGAUAACUAUCAAGCUAAAGUUACGACUAUCGCAAAUCAUCGAUUUACAUGAAAUCAAUCAGAUAAUGACAUGCAGUGUUUGGCUGAAACAAGUUUGGAUAGACAAAAAGCUUUCUUGGAAUCCAAAGAAUUAUGGAGGUGUGAAUGUACUGUACGUACCAUACGAAAUGAUUUGGGUGCCCGAUAUUGUCCUUUACAAUAAUGCUGAUAGUAAUUACAACAUAACGAUCAGUACAAAGGCAACCCUCCGAUACGAUGGUGAAGUGACGUGGGAACCACCAGCAAUUUUCAAAAGUUUAUGUCAAAUCAAUGUCAGAUGGUUUCCCUUCGAUGAACAGCGUUGCCAUUUUAAGUUUGGCUCUUGGACCUACUCUAAAGAUUUAUUGGAUCUGGAAUUAUUAGGGGGUGAGCCACAUUAUGAGCUGGAAGCUAAUGCAAACGGUGAAGUAGACAAUAUCACCAUUGUCGAUGAUGGAAUCGAUCUUUCGGACUAUUAUCCAUCGGUAGAGUGGGAUAUCAUAUCACGAGUUGCAAAGAGAAGAACUAAAAACUAUGCCAGCUGUUGUCCGGAUGAAGCUUACACUGAUAUUAUGUACUACUUGGAACUACGUCGGAAGCCAUUAUUUUAUACAGUAAAUUUGGUUUUUCCGUGUGUUGGCAUAUCAUUUUUGACCAUUCUCGUCUUUUACUUACCAUCGCAUAGCGGUGAAAAAGUUACUCUCUGUAUAUCAAUUCUUGUUACCUUAACUGUCUUCUACUUGUUAUUGACCGAAAUUAUCCCUGCCACCAGUAUCAGUUUACCGCUAAUCGGUAAAUAUUUACUAUUUACUAUGAUUAUGGUUACACUCAGCGUAAUAGUCACUGUUAUAUCUUUAAAUUUGCAUUUUCGAAAGCCUACGACGCAUCGCAUGCCUGAAUGGGUAAAGUGGUUUUUUCUUAAGAUAUUACCCAAAAUGCUGUUCAUGAGACGACCAGUGAGUGACACCAACGACCUGUUCUAUACAGAUGAACGAAUAGCGAUGACCUAUCAUGAACAUGCAAUAAGUGGAGAUCACAAAAAUCUGAUUCUGACUGAACCGGAUAGGCGAAUUCAGAAAUUGUACCAUUUACCUUAUGUGGUAAAAGCAUUCGAAAAUAUUUGCUUCAUUGCCGAACUACUCAAGAAAAAAGACAAAGACGCUAAGGCAAGCAAUUUUUGUCGUGUGCUGCGGGAUUCUAAAAGGCCUGGCAAUAUAAUUUCUAGGAUGCUUGUUUGUGGUUUAGAAGUGGAUGAAGAUUGGAAGUACGUUGCGAUGGUACUAGACCGGUUGUUUUUGUCACUUUUAUCGAUUGCCUGCUUUGCAGGGACCAUUACAAUUCUCCUUCAGGCACCAACACUUUAUGACACUCGACAAGCCAUCGAUUUACAAUAUCGACCCGCAAAUAUUACUUAA